AUGGACGCGAUCCAUCAGAUGUCCAGGAGGGGGCAGUCUUCCCCUCCGCGCCUCACAUCCGGGUACUGCUGCCGUCAUCUGCCUCCUCCUGCGCACAGCACCACAACAUCCGCCUCUCAGUCCCGUCGGUCCAGGUCCAUCAUGAAGCCCCCCGCCCGGAAGCGCGCUAAGAGGAGCCUGGAUCCACCCGCCUGCCCGGUCCCUGUCCCCGUGUACAAGAGCGCCCGUCUAUGGAUGGGGAGGGAGCAGCGCUGCCUCCUGAGCUCCCUGGACGGCCUCAGAGGGGCCCCGCUGGACCCGGAAAAAAUCAGGGAGCGAGUGUCCUCCCGCAGCGUGCAGGAGAUCAGUGCGGCUCUGAAGGACCUCAAGGACCAGGUGGUGAUUUUAGCCAAGCACAGGUACGAGGCGGAGCAGCAGAGCGAGCCCAGACCCCUGGAGCUGUGGAUCCAGGAAGCCUCUGCAGUGAGCGGGCCGGCUGUGGAGGAGGCUCUGUCCUCUGCCUUCUGCCAGAUGCUCACUGUGGCAUCGACAGAACCACAGACUCUACAGGGAAAAUGUACUCUACCCCAAGUUCAGUCUCAGUCCAGACGUGUUCAGCACAACGUGAGCUUCGAGAAUAUCUACCAACAUCUCAGCGCUCUGCACCAGCCGCAGCAUCUGCAGAGGAAGCUCUCACCCAUGGAGAGCGCUGUGCUGCUGGACCUGCUGCUGUCGCUGCCAGAGGAGAUAGAAGAGCUGGACUCUGAGCAGGUGUACCAGUUCCUCUCCAGAAGGGACCAAGUGGACGGGCCCCCGGGGGCCAGACUCAAACCAACCCCUGUCCUGAACCCUCUCCUGGUCCCAGUCCAUCUGCUGACCAGGAAGCCCACGUGA
This is a messenger RNA of Knipowitschia caucasica, 873 nucleotides long. Lineage: Eukaryota; Metazoa; Chordata; Actinopteri; Gobiiformes; Gobiidae. The record is from the annotation of a GenBank genome assembly.